This is a messenger RNA of Oryza brachyantha (malo sina), 2387 nucleotides long. RefSeq names its product protein NRT1/ PTR FAMILY 8.3-like. Gene Ontology annotation, molecular function: transmembrane transporter activity. The record is from RefSeq and is a predicted model, not a curated record. The coding region runs from base 99 to 1820 and encodes 573 amino acids. Gene Ontology annotation, cellular component: membrane. The transcript is spliced from 5 exons. Gene Ontology annotation, biological process: transmembrane transport. NCBI's taxonomy places the organism in Eukaryota, Viridiplantae, Streptophyta, Magnoliopsida, Poales, Poaceae.
GUCUGCAACAUUUCUUUAUGCUGGCCAUAAAACUGGUCCUCUUGUUAAGCACUAUUUGCAUAAACCUCCUUAGUUCCUCUCUUAGCUAGCCUGAAGCCAUGGAUGGAGCAGAUGAGGAUAUGCCUCUGCUUCAUCUCCAUUCACAGGAUGUAGGAUCAGAAUACACAAGGGACGGCUCAGUUGAUAUCAACAAGCAGCCUGCCCUGAAGCACAGAACAGGGAACUGGAGCGCAUGCUUCUUGAUUUUAGGUGUCGAUUUUUGCGAAAACAUGGCCUACUAUGUAAUCGCGAGGAAUUUAGUAACCUUUCUUACGACUGUGCUCCAUGAAAGCAAGAUCGAUGCCGCAAGAAAUGUCUCCGCCUGGGUUGGUGCCUGCUUCCUCACACCAGUUGUUGGUGCCUUUCUGGCAGACACCUACUGGGGCAGAUACUGGACAAUUGUUGUUUUCCUCCCGGUUUACAUCACUGGAAUGCUCAUCCUGACAGUCUCAGCAUCUCUCCCAAUGUUCUCAGCAUCUUCUGAACAUGGCAAUGCUCAUCGUUCAGUGGUCUAUCUAGGGCUCUACCUUGCUGCCCUUGGGAGUGGUGGAAUGAAGCCCUGCACUUCGUCAUUUGGGGCUGACCAGUUUGAUGCCACUGACCCGGGGGAGCUAGCCAAGAAGGCCUCCUUCUUCAGCUGGUCCCUCUUCAUGCUGAACGCCAGCUCCUUGCUGUCGAGCACAGUGCUCGUUUGGUUGCAGGAUAACGUUGGGUGGGGAGUGGGUUGUGCGAUCCCAACUGUGCUAAUGAUCAUCAGCUUCCCUGUGUUUGUUGCUGGGUCAAGAGUUUACAGGUUCAGAAAACCCGGAUGCAGCCCCCUCAAGAGCCUCUGCCAGGUGCUUGUUGCAGCUGUCAGGAAGUGCCAUCUGGAAUUGCCGGAGAACACCUCACAUCUGUAUGAACCGUCCACUUCGUCUUCAGCAGCUGAAGGAAAUCAUGAGAUUCAGCAUACCAAUCAAUUCAGGUUCCUUGACAAGGCUGCCAUUGUGCUGCCUCCAUCGGACAAAACAAGCACGGAGGCAAUGAGCUCAUGGUGGCUGUGCAGAGUGACGCAGGUUGAGGAGCUGAAGAUGCUGCUGCGGAUGCUCCCAACCUGGGCAUCCUACGUCAUCUUUAACGCAGUCAGCGGGCAGAUGUCCUCCACGUAUAUUGAGCAGGGAAUGGCGAUGGACAACCUUGUCGGCUCAUUCGCGAUCCCUCCUGCAUCCCUCACCGUCGUCGCCGUGGUCAGCGUCCUCGUCCUGGUCCCUAUCUACGAAGCCAUGGCGGUGCCACUGGCGAAGCACCUCGCCGGACGGGAGGACGGCGGGGGCCUCUCGCAGCCACAGCGCAUCGGGAUCGGCCUUGCGCUGUCCACGGCCACGAUGGCGUACGCGGCGUCGCUCGAGAUGAAGCGGCUGGCGAUCGUCGGCGACGAUGAUGCCGCUGCUCCGGCGGCGAUGAGCAUCCUGUGGCAGACGCCGGGGUACUUUCUGCACGGCGUGGCGGAGGUUUUCACCGGCAUCGGCAUGUCGGAGUUCUUCUACGACCAGGCGCCGGACGGCAUGAAGAGCCUGUGCUCGGCGCUUGGGCAGCUGGCGAUCGCCGCCGGAGCUUACCUGAACGCCUUCAUACUGGGCGUUGUGUCGGUGGCGACGACGAGCGGCGGAGCAGCCGGGUGGAUUCCGGACAAUCUGAACGAGGGCCAUCUCGACUAUUUCUUCUGGAUGAUGGCAGCACUUAGCUUAAUUAAUCUGGUCAUGUUUGUGAGUUCCUCAACGAGGUACACGCGGAGAUGGUGAGACGCUUGGUACAACAUAAAUCAAAUAAGCUUGUAGCUUGCUAACAGCAAAUACUUUAGUUGUCUAGUGUCUACUCUUUUCAUAAAAAAAAAAUGCAAGUGGAAACGGCGGCACACAUAUUGUUCUCAUGCCCGUUUGCAGAAGCGUUCUGGGGAACCAUCCGAAUCAACCCUGGGAUAAAGUCUACUAUAAACUUCUGCCAGCUAAAACCGAUCGCGCCGCUACCAGCGAAACAUUUUAGAGUUUUCUUCAUUCUAUGCUUCUGGCUUCUCUGGAAUCACAGACAUGAAGUUGUUGUCUUCAGAAACGAAUCAACUUCGUUGCAUCGCAACCUGCGGGCUGCAAUAGACGACUGCACUCUUCGGACACAACGGCUCAAACAAGAUGAUAUCGCCGCUGUAGAGCCUGCCUGGAGGGCAAUCUUUAGCUCAGCCAUCUCGUGCUUGUUGUAGUUCUUAUUUUCAGUUCUUGCCUUGCUGCUGUUGUAACCACUCUUUUUCUCAUUUGCUGUACUAUCUCUUUUUUUUUCAAUGCAAUUCAUGUGGGGCUCUCAACCCCCCCCCUCCC